This is a messenger RNA of Onychomys torridus (southern grasshopper mouse), 759 nucleotides long. RefSeq names its product immunoglobulin lambda-1 light chain-like. The transcript is spliced from 3 exons. NCBI's taxonomy places the organism in Eukaryota, Metazoa, Chordata, Mammalia, Rodentia, Cricetidae. Bases 1 to 759 code for a protein of 252 amino acids. Gene Ontology annotation, biological process: immune response; immunoglobulin production. The record is from RefSeq and is a predicted model, not a curated record.
AUGAGGUGUGCUUCUCAGCUCCUGGGACUGCUUGUGUUCUGGAUCUCUGGAGCAAGUGGGGAUAAUGUGAAGACCCAGCCUGCACUCUCCAAUCCUGCCACUCUUGGAGAGUCAGCUUCCAUCUCCUGCAGGUCUAGUAAGAGUCUCCUAUAUAGCAAUGGCAAAACUUACUUGAGUUGGUACCUGCAGAGACCAGGCCAGUCUCCUCAGCUCCUGAUCUAUUGGAUGUCUACUCUUGCCUCAGGAGUCCCAAACAGGUUCAGUGGCAGUGGGUCAGGAACAGACUUCACUCUAAAGAUCAGUAGAGUGGAGCCUGAGGAUGUGGGUGUUUAUUACUGUCAGCAAGCUCUAGAGUAUCCUCCCACAGUGACACAGCCUUAUACAAAAACCUCCCUGCUUAAAGAGAUGAAGCUGUCUCAUAAGUUCCUUGUUUUGGGUGCCAGAUGUGACAUCCAGAUGACCCAGUCUCCAUCCUCCCUGUCUGCAUCUCUAGGAGACAGAGUCACUAUCACUUGUCGGUCCAGUCAGGGCAUUAGCAAUUAUUUAAACUGGUACCAGCAGAAACCAGGGAAAGCUCCUAAACUCCUGAUUUAUUACACAAAUAGAUUGGCAGAUGGAGUCCCAUCCAGGUUCAGUGGCAGUGGGUCUGGGGCAGAUUAUUCUCUCACCAUCAGCAGCCUGGAGUCUGAAGACUUUGCAACUUAUUACUGUCUGCAAGGUUAUGGUACUCCUUCCACAGUGAUACAAGUCAUAACAUAA